This is a messenger RNA of Sardina pilchardus (European sardine), 2020 nucleotides long. Its product is annotated as trans-L-3-hydroxyproline dehydratase. Gene Ontology annotation, molecular function: hydro-lyase activity. The record is from RefSeq and is a predicted model, not a curated record. The transcript is spliced from 6 exons. NCBI's taxonomy places the organism in Eukaryota, Metazoa, Chordata, Actinopteri, Clupeiformes, Clupeidae. The coding region runs from base 137 to 1174 and encodes 345 amino acids.
UAUUGGCGAGAAAAAGUUGAGGACUUCCGUCAGAUCAUGCAUACUUUCAACUCGUUCACAGGACAAAGUACAGUUUUUAGAGACUAAUAAUAGAAAGGUAGCGUCUGCAAUCUUUGGAGAACAUAAGGGCCAGAGAAUGGACUUGCCACGUCUUCCACCUCAUGAUGGACCUGUGUUGUCUGUAGUGGACAUGCACACGGGAGGAGAGCCGCUGCGCAUCAUCACGAGUGGAUACCCCAAGGUCGAGGGCGAGACUGUGCUGUCCAAGCGACGCUUCGUGCGAGAACAUCUGGACCACCUGAGAAAGGUGCUGAUGUUCGAGCCCCGUGGUCACUAUGACAUGUACGGUGCCCUGCUGGUUCAAAGCGAGAUCCCCGAAGCAGACCUGGGGGUUCUCUUUAUGCACAACGAAGGGUACAGCACUAUGUGCGGGCACGCAGUCAUUGCGCUCGGCCGGUUCGCGGUGGAUUACGCCCUCGUGAAAACACGCAGUGCUCCGGAAACCCAGGUGAACAUCCACUGUCCGUGCGGCCUGGUCAAGGCCUUCGUGGAGUAUUCUGAUGGCAAGACCGGAGCAGUGAGGUUUCACAGCGUCCCAGCUUUUGCUUUUGCAACGGAUGUGAAAGUCACUGUACCUGGACACGGUGAAGUUACAAUGGACAUAAGCUACGGAGGGGCUUUUUAUGCUUUCGUCAGCGCUGAAAGGUUUGGACUUGAUGUCAGCACGUCAAGGACAAGAGACCUAGUGGAUGCAGCCACUGCAGUGACCAAUGCUGUCAAGUCUCAGGUGAAACUAAGGCAUCCUGUGCAUGAGGAUCUGUCCUUCCUGUAUGGAACCAUCCUCACCGAUGGCAAAGACCGCUUCUGUGAUGAGCCAACAGCAAACAUGUGUGUGUUCGCUGAUGCACAGGUUGACCGGAGUCCCACAGGGUCUGGAGUGACGGCCCGUAUUGCUCUUCAGUUCCACAAAGGCUUGAUCCAGCUCAACCAGAGCAGGACCUUCAAGAGUGGAGCGACAGGAUCCAUCUUCACUGGCAAAGCUGUUCAGGAAACCACAUGUGGGGACUUCAAGGCCGUGGUGGUUGAGGUCGGAGGUCGCGCACACUACAGUGGCGUGGCAAGCUUCGUGCAGGAGAGCGACGAUGACCUAAGCCAAGGAUUCCUUCUCAGAUGAGCCGCCGCUUCAGACGCAGUCACACAGCGAAAUCGGUGGAUUGGAUCAUGGAGCACGAUGGAGCGGUGACAAUUCAUAUCAAAUCAAUCAUUAGUCAGUUACAGAGUCUUUGGCAAUUUCAUCGGAAAGUCUGCUCUGACAAAGAGAACAGGACAUAAAAAUCUACAAAAUUCACCAAACUAAUCCAGAUUGAUGGCACACUUCACAACAAUGUUCUGCUGUCUGGAAUGAAGAAGUUGUAAAUUACAUUUCUGGGUGGGAUGUUUUCUUUCGUGUGCCUCCAGAAUGGAUCUAGCCCAGAUCUGAUACUAAUGGCAGAUAUGAUCCAGACCAGACUUGUGUUGAACAUGGCAAACGCUUGUGAAUGUUUUCAAACAGUUUUUCAUCUGCAUGAUAAGUCAUUUCAAGGGUUUGUGGAAACAGUGAACUAUGGGUCGCUGUUUAAAUAAAACAAUUCGAUUUUUUUACACAGCAUAUACCACUUUAAAUGUGUUUACCAAAUUUGAACACACCUCAGGGCUGCCUCUGUUCCGGUGUUGGUACUCAGUAAGACUAAUCUGUUGACGUGAUAGUUCCAGACACAGGACCUAUGGAUCUAAUAAAAUUGUACAUUUGCAUAAUACAGUAUGUGCUUGUAGGUGAAAUGUCAUACCUGCUUUGUAAUAACGAGCAUUGGCUGAAUCCCAAUUUCAUCCUCAAGGUCUGAGCCCUGAAGCCUUAAAUGACAUCCGUUAAUAAGUGAUCAAGUUUGCGAGGCUGUUAAAGUUCAAAAUGCUAUUAACAGGAAUGGGACAGCACCUGUGACUGAUAAUUAAAUUGACAACACCACAAAGUGUUGCAAAUGUU